UUUCGUUCCAUUUCUACUACUCCGUACUGCUACUGGCAGUGAGUGGGGUGGGGUGGGACCCAGAAGGCGGCGGACCCAUCUCUAUCGGUGGUCGCCGGGAGAUCAUAAGGCGCCACUUACGAGUCCUUUCUUCCCCCCCGAACACCAAAUUAGGGCUGGCUGGCUUGGUUGAAGAUUUUUCAUUGAAAACCUUCCCGCCCAUGGUCAGUCAACCUUUUUAUCAUCAACUCUUAUCAAAUAGUUAGUUUUUGUUUUGACUAUACUCUUGAACUAUUGUGUUGCCUAUUAUGAAGGUAACUAAUUAGUUACUAUUUUUUAUUUUAUUUUAUUUUAUUUUCAAUUCAAAUCCUGUUUUGAUUGUUGAAGAAGGUCUCCUUAUUCAGUCAGGCCUUUGAAUGUCCUUGUAGCUCCGUACUUUCUAUACUUGCAGAAUUGCUGUGAAAUUACAGCCAUUGCUAACUCUCUAGGGCAAAAAAAGCCCUCCUCAAAGCACCUCAUUUUUUCGCGAAAGUCUUUUAUUAUUUUCUAAUGUUGUUGUUGGUUGUUGCUUGUUACCAAUAACCCCAAGUAAUGUACAUGUACAUGUACAUACAUACAAUCUCAGCUCUUGAAUUCCAGACAGGGAACAGCUUACCUGGCCUGUACUGUGCACCAAUUGCUCGUGAUAUAAGAGGCACAAUAGACUGUACUGUAUGUAAUGUACAUACAUCCAGUCACUCAGCUCUAGCUAAGGGCUUCUGAACAAUAUCUACCACCGCAGGUAGUAAAUCUGGCCCGUGUGUUUUGGUUUCCCUUGGGUAUCCAUUAUCCAUAUCCACUGCGGGCGGUUCUUCAUCCGGCCCAUUUUCAAGGGUGAUUUCGAUUGGAGUGGCCCAAUGCCUAUCAACAGGUCAAGGCUAACCCGGUCGCUCUAAAGUUCAGAACAUGGUCCGUGAGUUUCGUGGGGAAAUAUCGAGAAAUGGUAUGUUAUGUGCAUCGCCCGAGAGUACAUUUGAUGAUUGCUGCUCGAUGGGGUGAUUAUAUACAGAGCCUGCUUCAGAACAUCAAAACGAGGCCAUCUCGGCUUAAAUGAAUAAUUCGAUUAUUCCGCACGAGCUCUGAGUACUCUUCAUUUUCAUCAUCAUUUAUCCUCAUCAUCCCAAAGGACUGUGGUGUAUGUACGGUUCUUGUGUGUACCGAGGCUGUCUUUUGAACCAUAGGCCCAUCAAAGGUUUGUUGGCCUGGAUUUCUGGAUGUUGAUGUUGCAGAAGUCGAUGGCUGCAAAAGUCAUACAAUUGAUAACUCUGGAUGCCCUUUCCACAUCACAUUCUAUUCUGGUCCAAGGAACUAGCCAUAUGCUUUUGGUCAGCGCAAUCAUCUUCUGAUAGGCAAAAGAACUCUGCAUGGAGAUACAGAUGUAAAAACUGACUUAGAUGACAACUACAUUUGGCCUUGAGAGGUUGAAGAAUCACUUUGACCUUUGACAGUGUGUGUGGCAACCUGACCUGACCAUCUGUGAACUGCAAUAUAAUUUCAAAAACUCUUCAAGAGGCUGUGGUGACCGACGCUUAUGCUGGAUGCAUUUCUUCAUCUUUAUUCUAUUUUCUUGCACAGAGUAAUGCCACGAAGCGUACUUCUUAAUUAAAAAGUGUGAGUGUUCCAUGCCUCUUCGAGCGAACGUAAUGUGGUGGAUGUGGAUGACUUGAAAGAAACCCCGAACACUUGAUCUCCAUGCAUCCCAUCCUUGUCAUGACCUGCAAUCUCCGAGAAAUUAGCGGUUCCGGGACCAAUAUCAACCCGGGGGGUUUUGCUGCCAUGAUAACGUGGCAACCAGGGCCCAGCGGUUUGGUCAAGAAUUCGAGCAAAGAGCCGAACGAACUGGAGCUUCGGAAUUUGCUUGUGGGUGAGGCUGAUGUUCGAGCUUCGAGUGAGAUUUUGUGUUCCUUGGACCAAAACAACCGUCUGUGAUGCUAAAUAAGAUGCGACACGCCGCUGCACCUUAGCGGGUUUCUCUCGGGAGUCGUUUCGAGCAUGCAAAUUCAAGGCUAGUUCGAAGUUGGACUCGAGCAAAAUAGCAUCAACAUCGCCUCGCUUCAGCGCCCAUUAUUUGCAUAGCAGCCUCGAUGAGAAAAUCUGGACAAGAACUGAUACGCUGCAGCGGAAAAGAAUGAGCACCGAGGUAGUAAGUUAAUUCCAAAA
Messenger RNA from Blastomyces dermatitidis ER-3, 2178 nucleotides. RefSeq lists its product as uncharacterized. Bases 1711 to 1947 code for a protein of 78 amino acids. The transcript has a single exon. Lineage: Eukaryota; Fungi; Ascomycota; Eurotiomycetes; Onygenales; Ajellomycetaceae. The record is from RefSeq and is a predicted model, not a curated record.